This is a messenger RNA of Lactuca virosa, 345 nucleotides long. NCBI's taxonomy places the organism in Eukaryota, Viridiplantae, Streptophyta, Magnoliopsida, Asterales, Asteraceae. The record is from the annotation of a GenBank genome assembly.
AUGAACAAAAACAGUAGUGGCAGAGCUUCUGACAAAACCCCGACAACACCAGAGACUGAUAUGAAGAGCAUAAAGGUGAAGUACAUUUCGAGCCCAGUCAUGGUGGAAGCAAAAGAUGCUUCUCAGUUUAAAGAAAUCGUGCAACAUUUCACCGGCCAAACUCCCGUCCAAACCAGCUUUGGCGUAUAUUCUAAUCCUACCACAGCCGCCGCCACCACCACCACCACCGCCACCGGAGAAGCUACUCGUGCACACUUUUCUUAUGAACCUUCAAACAAGAAGCCACAAGCCUUGAUCGAUAGUUUCUCAUGGGAAGAUAUUGCAGAGUGGAAUUCAUACAGAUAG